UAAAGCCCCGCAGAUCUAUUCAAUGAGAGCAGAAGAUAACGUAAUAUUUAAACCACAUUUGUGAUCGGUUUACCGGUUCACGACCCAGCAGGGAAUAGUAUUCCCAUAAGAAAUCCCGAUGAAUAUCCGGUGCAGUUAACGAUCUAGGGCGUUUGUACAGUCUGUCCGGAGUGAAACCCGUAGAGGCUGAACCCACUGCAGCUGAUGUUCUCAGGGACCAGAAACACGUGAUGUAUGAAGGUAAACACAUCCAUUACUCAGAGGUGGAUAAUAAGCCGCUGUGCUCCUACAGCCCAAAACUCUGCAAGCAGCGCAGAUUGAAUGGAUACGCCUUCUGCAUUCGCCAUGUUCUGGAGGACAAAACUGCUCCGUUUAAACAGUGUGAAUAUGUGGCCAAGUACAACAGUCAGCGAUGCACCAACCCCAUCCCCAAAGCAGAAGAGAGAAGAUACUGUAACAGCCACCUACAGGUGCUGGGCUUCAUCCCUAAGAAGGAGCGUAAGAAGAAGCAGGAUGCUCUCGAGGAGGUGCAUGCCCGGGCUCACGUUGAGUCCGUUGCUCUGAACAUCACCGUUCCCUCUCUGGCUCUUAGAGACUCUAACGGACUAGACGGCCUCACCCCGUCUCCACCCUGCUCUUGUCUCACCCCCCUGCCCCUCUGCGAUUCUGACCUCCUCGACCCCUUUGCCUUUUACGAGGAGGAAACGGAUGAAGAGGAGAGCGUGGCGCAGAAAAGCUCCAAUACAAGGAAGCCGCCCGGCAGGCCAGUGAUUAGCCUGAGGGUGACAGCACAGGACCCUGAACACCUUCAGUCGGACAUCAAGCACUUUAGCGCCGUCACAGAACCUUGCACGCUUCCAACUUCCCCGCACUUGCCACAACCACCACCACCUCUACCUCCACCCCAACCCUCAUCGAGGCUUGUCCAGCCCCUUCAACAUGCAGAUUGUCCCCCCUACACCCAACAUAUUGUGGUGCAGACUCUGCUAUGCAAGCCAGCUCCACAUCAGACCUGCCCUUCCGUGUUGUCUGGCCUGCUCCCAUCAGCAGGGGCUGAGAACCAGCCAGUCAUCCGGAGACCUCUCCCUACUGCAUCUCCUCGCUCGCCUGCUGCCCAGGACUGCCCUCAGCGCCACUCUGUGGCCAUGCGGCCCGCUGCCUUUACAGCACCCCCUGUCUGCCUGCUCAGACUGCAGCACCUUGUGCAACUUUACACUCAAAGACAGAGAGAGCGUGGAGACCUGUUCCCACAUCUCGGGCUAGACUGGUCUGAGGACAGUACAGAUGAUGAAGAUACAGAGGAGAUUGUUCCUUUAUUGCCUCAGGCCUGGAGAAUACAGGAAAGAAGUCCUUUUUACAGCUCCUCAGAUGAAAAACCAUUGUCCCGGCGGGCACGUCUGGCACAGCUGUGUACAUACCUGCAGGAGAGGUAUAGACACCUGUGCAGACAUGAAAGGGCAGCCACCCGUCACAGCAGAUACCGAUACGCCUUCCGGAAAGCUCUGCUCCAUGCUGCAAGCAAAGACCCCGACUGCACUGCACAACUCAUUCAGAGGCUCAGCAAGUGCUCACAGACCACCGCCUGUUCAAGGUCUGCAGUACCACCAAAGUAUGAAAGGACAAUGUGUACUGGAAUCACCAAGGGACAAAGCUGCUGCAACGUACCUUUGCCAUUUUCAUGCCACUGUUUUCAACAUAUGCUACUGAAUCGCUCUCAGCAGCUGUUCUCCAGUUGUACUGCACGGUUUGCUGAUGGACAGCAGUGCUCUGUUCCUGUGUUUGAUAUCACUCAUCAGACACCUCUCUGUGACGAACAUGCCAAGAAAAUGGAUAAUUUCCUACGUGGGGAUGGUAAUAGACGCAGUCAGCAGCAGCAACAACGACGCCCACGCAAGAAGACCAAACCUCCCGCACUGACCAAGAAACACAAGAAGAAGAGGCAAUGCCUGCGCAGACCACAGAAGCCCAUUCCCCCUGCUAUGCCACAGGGCAACCUGCCAAUGCCCUCCUCCCUCACACUGCCCGCUCACCACGCCCACAUCAGGAGUCCGUCUACCCCAGAGCUCAGUGCAGGUGAGCUUCCUGAUGACAUCACAAAUGAAAUGCCUGACAUUCCUAAUGAUCUUGAGCUGAAUCAGGAAGAUUUCUCUGAUGUGCUGCCCAGACUACCCGAUGAUCUUCAGGAUUUUGACCUAUUUGAGGGUAAGAACGGAGAGUUGCUUCCCACCACAGAAGAGGCAGAAGAACUGGUCAGAGCCCUGCAGGCAAUGGGCUCAUAUCCUGACUCCCUGGUGUGUUUGUCCUCAAUGGGUGAACUGACCCCUGCGGAUGGAGUUGACCACCGCACCAUGGCCGUAUUCUCUGGAUCGGGGGUCACAGCGACAGGCAUCGGAGACCUUCUUAAUGGCCGCAUGGCUUCUGAGACAUUUCCCAAUUUAGAACUGGAGGGAAACCUUCUCCAUGCGUCACUAGACCAUCAUUUCACCACCUCCCCUUCAUCUCAACCCACUCAGAGCACCACCACAGGGCCUACCAGUCCUACCAGUGGACUAACAGAACAAAUGCUUUCCCAGGCUCCCAAGUCUGACCCCUCCCCACCAGGUAGUCAUUACAGCAGCGAGCAUGUGCCAUCGCCCUACAGGGAUCACAUCUCUCCCCCACAUGGUGCCUCUUAUCAAACUGACCCUCCUCUUUUGCUUGAGGUGCCUUUGAGUGGAGCUCCAGGGCCUCCACGCACCUCUUGGAAUAACCUCCCCUUGUCGCUCACAGACCCAGCACAGUUUGGGAAUAUCCUCAGUGCUGAAAGUCACCUCCUCUCCACCUCUCUUUCUACCCCGCUCUCCAUCUCUCACUCCACGAUCCUGCAGCCGACAUCUGCUCUCUCCGCUCUUCCCCAGUCGGGCCUGACCGGCCUCAUGUCAUCCUCGGCCACUUCUCGGGACAUCCUCACCUCAACCCAAGCUAAACUACAGCUCCCACAGUUUAGUGCAGCCUUCGGCCACCAACUGGCUUCCCACAGCGGGAUUCCCAAAGACCUGCAGCCCAGCCAUAGCUCGACAGCACCGCCUACAGGCUUUACGAUCACUAAUGCCACUGCUGCCACGCCCCCCUUCCCUCAGAGCAACUGAGUCUAGAUAGAGAGACAGAGCAAGCGAGAGGCCAUCCCACCUCACACAUCAUUAUGCUCCAUCACAAACAGCUCUUUGACUAUUAGCAGAGUCCUUUUGGACACGGUUAACCAUAUACUCUAUGGCCACCUACACACUGCAGCUAAAUAGGAAACGUUCACACUAGGGGUGUAAUGGUUCUCUGUAAAAAAGCAAACCAUGCGGUCCGCUACCCACAGUCUGGUAAGCAUUUGCACUGUGGUUCAUCUCAAGUCUAACGACGCAUCAUGAGCAUAUGGUCUGGUGAAGAAAAAAGCAUAAAAUAGACAGGCAUAGUUACAACCUGUAGAUGUAUAUGCUCCGCCUGUGUCUCACACGCUUCAUCUUUCUACAGAGACUACUGUCCAAUUAACUUUUAGAAUGUUAAAUCAGUUAAUGACAUAAUGACACAGUUCUGCACACUUUAGUGUGUAGUUGAAAAUGGCAAGAUAAUUUGUUGAGAGACAAAAUAUACAACUAUAAGUAAUCCUUUCAUAAGAACAUUUUUCUCAAAAACUGUAAACACUUCUCUUUGGUGCUAUGAAAAUUGAGUGACCUGCCCCAAGGACAUUACUCAGUCCCCCCCAACUGACGCCACUGAUUAUCUCUUUGUUUGACCAAAGGCAGGAGGAGGGCAUAUUCAGAAAGCUGUUUUGAAAACAUUGUUUUGCAAUUCCAUUUGGUGGCUCUACUGUUGCAGAAAUGACACUUCAGCUUUAAGUUAAAAUGUUGAUUUGGUAAUUAGAGAUAUUUUUUUUAUAUCCUAAAGAAAAUUUGCCAUGGGUAUAUUAUACUCAAAUUGUAGUAACCAGGACUGUAGAAACCAUGGUUUUGAAAAAAUUAACCAUGGCCUUACUACAGUAGUACUUUAGUAUCCAUAUAGUAACCAUGGUUAAUUUUAUGGUUACUAUGGUUUUAAGGAAAAAUACCAUUGUGAAACUAUGGUCACUAUUAAAACCGUGGUGAUUUUUCAUAAGGGUAACUGUGUUGAAGUGUUUGUUACCAAAUUGUGUAUUCUUUCUUUAGAUUUGGCAGUAGUAUUUUUUUUAUCUGAACAUAUCAAGUACUGAACCAUACUGAAACCAUAACCUUAAAAUCAUAAUACAAACGAACCAUGAGAAAUUUGAUCCGUAACACCCCUAGUAGCAAAAUACAUUUGUCAACCCUGUUUUAGGGUGUUAAAUAACAUCAUAUUCACGCAGUUAACAUAGAGUUUGGUUAUAAACGAGGGUGACAAUCACAUUAUUUAACUGAACAGACUCGCUUAAAUGUUCAGGACUCAAUUUAUUAGUUAUUUAUGGGAAUGACAAUCACAUUCUAAAACCAAAUUCAAGUAGUGACAACCAUAUUUUGAUGUAGUUUGUACUGAAACAAACUGAGGUGCAUUUGUUAGAAAUGCAUCGUUGAAUCAAACCAACCAGCUAGUCACAACACUGCAGUAACUGUGUCCCGAAUUAUGUUUCCCGAAACCGUAGUAGCUGUCGUUUCAACUUUGCGAUGCUGUUUGCAAAUGUUUAUUAGAACUGUGGUCUCAGGAAACAACCAGUUGAACUAUGUUGGUAAUGGUGGAACUUGCAACCAUACUUGGGAACGCACCCCCCGACCCACUAGUGAAUGCAUGGCUCUGUUCUCUGGACAGACAGCUUGUCCGAGUUGCGGUGCUAGUAAAUCCCAGUGUCUUAAAUCAUUCACAUAUUUUGAUACCAGUCUGUCUCUCUCCAAUGUAGCUGAUCCCACCAGCUCUUGGGACUAGUAGAAUCCAAUACUUUAUAGUCAACAGAUAUCGUGCUGUUUAAAAGCAGCAGCUAAAUGUGCACAUAUGAAAAACAUAUAACCUGUGUCGAUGAUUUCUGGUUGCUUUGGACCAAAACAACUUAAGUUAAACUGGAAUCAAUAUUUAUUUCCAUAUUUACAGCUGAGACACCCAAACCUUGCUAUGGUAUUACUGUAUAAAGCCUUGUGAGUUCAAGUGAGAGUCCUGUUGGGAGAACCAUUUUUACCUAAAAUGUCCCAUUGAAUUUAAUAGAAAAUGUACUCAAGAAUGGAUUAAUGAAUGAUUUGCACACACAUUGGUUCUACUUGUUUCAUAAUUAAGGCUUAGAGAACAGUCAUUUGGGGAAUUCACUCCAUCAUUUAAUUGCGAUUGUCACUCCCAAAACCUUGCAGUGUGUACAUGGCCUGUCAACAGCCUCUCUGUUUCUUGUUGUUGUGACCCAAGAGUUGUCCUGGCCUCACAGUCUGUUAUUCUAAGGUUGGUGAAUACUCUCCAUCAUAUUCCUUAUUAUUCUCAAACUUCUUAUUUAUAAUGAUUCCUUAAAAAAAAUCCUUAAGAGUAGCAGGUUUUUGGUUCACUUGCUUUUUGUGGAGUCCUUGUGUUAGUAGGUGCAUAUGCUAUUUCUUUAGAGAGAGCAUUGCAAGUAUUUUAAAGGUCUUGGUACCUGGUAUUAACAUCUGUCUCUGGUGAUCUGAUCACAGGUGGUCAGCAGAGAUAGAUUGCCAUUUUCCUGGUGUCUCAAAUGUUUUUCCUGUUACUACUUGUGAUUGAGUUUCGUGACUACAUACAUUAUUACAUCUGUGGGCCACAGCAGGUUGAUGAAGCACAAAAUGUUGGUGCACUGUUGCUUCCAAAUAUAUAAAUGCACUUAAAUAGCACCAAUUCCAGUAACAUUCAAAGUUUCCCAAACUAUAAUUGGGAGGUUGACUAAUUAAAAAGAACUAGACCCAUAGGUUGUGUAUUUAUUGCAAAGGCCAAUGACAGGUGAACCCUCAUCCACAAUAUUUAUCAUGGCUAUCCACAUUACUACAGCAAUCGUGAAGCCACAUUUACAUGAUUUGUGCCACUUUGAAUUCCAAAUGAAAAGUGCUUGCAGAGAAUGUCUUGUUUUGAUUUUAAAGCUGGCACGGUCCACCUAAUGAUACUUAAUCCGAAUUGUCCAGUAAGAUGGAAGCAUAACGUAAUGCCGGGGAAAUGCUGAUGCUUCAAUCCAGCAUGUCGCCCGAUUUCGGCCUAUCACAAGUCCCAUCUGGGUUUGUUAUGUGCAAAAAAAAUUAUGAGGAGCUGCUGGAGCUUCAGAAGUUGCUCUGAGUAUAGUCCACAAGAUAGUCUGGGUUUAUUUGGAGUGCUCACACAACGCAAUAACACUGGAAAAUGAGAGACAAAAACUCACUGUUCAUAGAAUUUCUAGAUUAGCAUAAAAUCCCUUUAUAUGGACAGAAAAAUUAUUGGAAUUUGAAAUGCACAAUAAUUGCCGUUAUCUCAAAUAACCGACAGGACUACUUGUAUUGCUCCUCAAUAUUAACAUCAUUUUGGAUUAUUGGCUUCACCUGAUUUCAGGAACUAUGAAAAGGUUCAGUGAAGUCUUGUGCAUGAUGUAUAUGUAUGGGCUUUUCAAACGUUUUGAUCAGAUGCUUAUGUAUAAUUGCGAAAAGGCAGUCUUUCUUUGUUGUCUGGAAUGCAUUAGCAAUUACACAGCAAAUACAGUAUGGUCACAUGCGUUUGCUGCCCAAAAACAACUGGACCCUGUCUAAACACACAUACACCUUUAUUUAGCACCAUCCAUGUGUUAUCGGAUUGUCUGACAGCCAAAUGUUAAUACCAGGUGUAAACAGGAUCUAAAUGGCCUGACACAUGCCAUCAUGGUGGCACUGCAGAUAAACAGUCUUCAGGCAGUAUUGAGAUGGUAGCCCCGGAAUAGCCAAACCCUCCACAACUUCACCCAUCGUUCACUCAUUUGUCUCUCAGAGAACAGGGCAGGUCUGAACAUCUCUGAGAUUGAUUUGGACUUGAGUCUCAAGAAAAUCCACUAUAUGACUUGUAAUCAGGACAUUUCUAUAGCACUGAACAUUAUGACUCUUUCAUGGGUUUUUGCACAAGCUCAGUGGACUUGAUCUGGGCUGUUCACAUCAGAAGGUCAACUCGGUUAAAUAAAGCAAUAAUCUCAUCAGCAGAGCCUCCCAACCAAGUUUUCAGGUGUGGCUCAGCCUGGGGCUAUGAAUAGCUGAAUCUCAUUCUUUUAAAACAGUGUAAUUUAUGACUUAACUGUUUGUUAACAGUAAAGUUCUCAACCCAGACCUCGUUAAAGUCGUAGAAACACUGACAUGAAACUCAGCAAAAAGAAAACGGACCAAUUACAUUUUGAGGUCAAUCUUCUCGGCAAAUAUAUAUAUGGGUUAAAAUGUCUGUUAUUCUUUAUGGUGCUUAACAUGUUUAGCAUAAUUGUGGUUAUUAAAAUAUAAGAGUCCUCUGUGGUUUCAGAGUACAGUAGAGUUGGCAUAUGAAGGGAGAGUUGACAUCAACUGAAAUGACCCCGUGUUGGGUGUGGGUACCUUUGGUGCAAUCUUAAGUGGAGAAUGGUGUGUGUGCAACCUGAAUGUUUUUUUACUCCAGACUUCCACACAGCCAUUUUUAGCCACCGUCAGUCAGCCUUUUGACACAUGGGACCAAUGUUCCCUUCGGAUUACAUUUUUAUUUUUAAUGUAAAACCAAUGUUUUUGACACUGAAAGAUUAUCUCAUAUUGUUAUUAAGUAUUAAAUAUAUUUAUAGAGUAGAAACCUCUAGAUUGGGUUUUAUUGAGUGGCAAAAGACUAAAUAUGAGAUUUUUAAAAAGAAACUGGUCAAUUACAACCAACUUUGUGGAACUGAAAGAUUUUGUGGUAUAAUGUUUGGUAGUUUUAAAAGCUAUCAAAAUGGUCAUGAUUAAUCACUUUUAUUGAUUGAUGUUGUGUAUCUGUGUCAUUUAUUUGGACAAAGAGAUUGUGAUCAUGUGUGACAGUAUUUUUGAUAGCUAUUAAAAAGUAGCAGCUAGUGGAUGCUGAAAGACUGAUCAUAGUUUAAAUGUAAAACAAUCAUGGACCUUAUCGCAAUUAAUCUCACUAUUUUUCCGCCAUUUUUACAUCAGUUGUUCCGUUGUUUUUAUGAACUUUUCAGUACAAUGCAACAAUUCACUUAAGAAUGUAAUGUUCGUAAAGCCAUUGUCAUAUUGAAUUGAAUCAUUUGUUAAACUAUUAUUGUGUAAAUGUCAUGUAAUUCGUAAAAAGCAUUCUUAUCAAAACAUAAAUAGUUUGUAAAACCAUUCUUACGUGAGAUGUUGCAUUUCUUUUACUAACUAUUCAAUUUAAUGCAACAACCCAUAAGAAAGGUUGAUUGAUCUAUUCAAUGUCCGUCAAUUUACAUAAGAAUUGUUUUACGACCUAUUCAGUUAAUUCUUAUGUAAAUUAUUGAUUAUAUUAAAUCAUUUGUAAAAUCACUCUUUCAUAAAUUGCAUUCAAAUCAAUGGGACAUUUUACAUAAAAAUUAGUUUAGGUCCGUUUCACACAAAUUAAUUCUGCUGUUGUUUCAUGAAUGAUGCCCAUUGAGAGUGCCACAAUGAUCAUGGGUGUGCUGGAGCCAUUAGUUUUGGCCAUUACUUCAUGAUGACUUGUUUUUGCACAAAUAAAUUGACACAUACUCUUUGAUUUUUUUAAAGCUGUCCUCAAAUGAAGAGAAUCUCAAGGAGUACUGUACUGACAAGACAUGGUUAAUUUUCUUGGUCAUAUUCCCUCCUGUGGUUCUAGCUGCAUUUUCGCCUGCACUAUAUACCACAGGUCUAACUGACUUUCAGUCAAAAGCCUGAUACAUGUGAACAAGAGUUCUCUUUCAUUACUCUCCCUGCCAAUAUUCAUCAGUUGUGGCAAAAGGUGUUUCGUUACUCUAACAAGCUGUAGUGUUGUUUGCGGUCCACGUUUAUACUGUGUUACUACUGUGUGUUCUGUGUGAACGAAAGCAGGUCCACUGCACAGCGAAAACUCCAGAUGGCACAUUGCUUGCACUCUGCGUUCAGAUAUCUGACUGAUUCCUGUACUCACUGAAUGUACUGUAGAACUGUUUUUAAAACUGAUAGGAUAAUCUAGUCACCUUUUGUUAUUGGUCUUUAAUUUGUCUAAGGUAUUUUUUAUUUUUGUUUUUUUGUAUACAAAAGUUUACAUUUUUAUGUAUAUUUUUCUUGUGUAAAAAAAAUGUAAUAUGUGUAUAAACAUUGUAUGUAAUAUCUGUAUAUAGAGUGAACAUUUUUGAUCUUGUUUUUGGAUGUAAGAAUUAAAAUUGUGUGAAUUUGCAUGGAUGGGGACGGUUCUACAUUAUUUGGGGUCCAAAAGUCUGAGAUAACUGAUUCUGGGAUUCAUCUUUUUAAUCAAAU
Messenger RNA from Xyrauchen texanus (razorback sucker), 9320 nucleotides. RefSeq names its product INO80 complex subunit D-like. Bases 231 to 3128 code for a protein of 965 amino acids. The transcript is spliced from 10 exons. The record is from RefSeq and is a predicted model, not a curated record. Gene Ontology annotation, cellular component: nucleus. NCBI's taxonomy places the organism in Eukaryota, Metazoa, Chordata, Actinopteri, Cypriniformes, Catostomidae.